This is a messenger RNA of Cydia splendana, 1408 nucleotides long. RefSeq lists its product as uncharacterized. Gene Ontology annotation, molecular function: peptidase inhibitor activity. Lineage: Eukaryota; Metazoa; Arthropoda; Insecta; Lepidoptera; Tortricidae. The transcript is spliced from 6 exons. Gene Ontology annotation, cellular component: extracellular region. The record is from RefSeq and is a predicted model, not a curated record. Bases 81 to 683 code for a protein of 200 amino acids.
GUACAUAGGCUCGUCGAACCAGUCUCAUACUCGUUGUGACUUUUGUAAGUUGAGGACCUGUGGAAAACUUUUGAAAUAAAAUGGGUUCUCUCACAAUAGCGUUGUCUGUUGUCGCGGUUCUGUUAGCCAUAGGUUACUCGGAAGCAAGUGGCAGCUGCCCCGUCCCGUCAAAAGUGCACAGCUGCAGCCCUAAGUGCAAGGAGAACUACGAGUGCAGCAACGGCAAGCUGUGCUGCAGGAACGGAUGCAACGAGAAGUCCUGCGCCGAGCCUGUUGGCGGCUCGCAGGGGGCUGGCGGGAACAAGUAUGGAGGUAUGUGUAACUACGAGUGCUGCAACGGCAAGCUGUGCUGCAGGAACGGAUGCAACGAGAAGUCCUGCGCCGAGCCUGUUGGCGGCUCGCAGGGGGCUGGCGGGAACAAGUAUGGAGCCGUGGGCGAAGUCGCAUCUACGAUGCCCUUUUCGUUCACUGUGCCCGAAAGGGCCUCGAGCAAGGCCCCCUUGGGGCGUGAGGCCGUGGGCGACGGCCCACUUCGCCCACGCCUAGCUACGCUACUGGCUGGCGGGAACAAGUAUGGAGCGGGCACGAACAGCGGCAUAUACUGCAACAACCAGAAGUGCAGUCCUCAGGAGGUCUGCAAGAUGGACCCCAACACUAAACGCAUGAGAUGCGUACGCUCUUAAAUAUACGACAAUGUUAAACUCUAGCCGCCCAGAGACCUAUAACGAGGUCUCCCGUUCCAUUCUAAUUUGAAUCUUUGUUUUGACAAAUCAAAAUUGCAUUUUUCUUGGCAAGUUUUGACGUCUGGGUGGCUAGAGGGUAAAGAUGCAAUAGGCUAGUUUACUAUGGACAGAAUAAAUAAUAGUACUAGGUACGGAAGGUUCACUCUUUAACAAAACGCGUAUAUUACUAUGACAGCAAGGUGGCGCGAGCGCGAGCAGGCGUCCGUAGCGGUGCGCGGCAACCACUACUGUUAGACACCAAAAUUGGUGUGGGACGCAUGUACUUGUACCGACGCGUCGAAAUUGCAGAGUGAGCCACGGCUGAUAUGAUCAAAUUAAAUUGUUUUACGGCAGUCGCGCAAUUAGGUUUACGAAAAUACACGGUAAAUACAUGGUCAAUAAUUAAUUACAUAAUUCGUAUGUUUUCAACGAUUUUUAUCAUCAAAAAUGAUGUAAAACAGGUCCAUUCUGUGACGUCACACGAUAAGUCUCUCUAUAACUCCAUAAUUAAAAUCGUUUUGAUAUUUAGUAAAGAGAAACUGAUUUGUUUUCUUAGUAAAAUAGCCUAUUGUCAAUUGGUACACCUACGACACCUACUCAUUUUAUAAUUUUAUUGUAAGUCCAAGUAAAUGAUUUAAAAACUUUGAUUUUUGUAACUAUAAUAAGUAAUAAACUUGUUUUUAAUA